Molecule: messenger RNA, 2120 nt
Organism: Anoplopoma fimbria (sablefish)
Lineage: Eukaryota; Metazoa; Chordata; Actinopteri; Perciformes; Anoplopomatidae
Gene: socs3a
Product: suppressor of cytokine signaling 3a
Exons: 2
Coding region: 305-922 (205 amino acids)
Biological process (GO): intracellular signal transduction; phosphatidylinositol phosphate biosynthetic process
Cellular component (GO): phosphatidylinositol 3-kinase complex
Molecular function (GO): 1-phosphatidylinositol-3-kinase regulator activity
Source: RefSeq, a predicted model, not a curated record
CAGGGCAGCACUCCGACUGAUACAUACAGAGGAAAAACUACUUUACAAGUCCGAAGUUUGUUGCCAAAUAACUUUAAAACAUCUGUAUAAUCGUGACGGGCUGUGAACAGACUCCAAUACAGCGACUGCGCAUUUGGAUUUAUUUUAAAAGAGCGGAUUUGGAGAAACAUUGAAGGUGUUUCACUUCCAGACAGAUUGACCUCAUCACAACACUCUGAACCUCUCUUUGAACCCACUUUCUUCUUCUCUCGUCUGUGUGGUUGCCCAGUGCUCCCCAGGCUGCCUAGAGAACGGGCACAGCGCCAUGGUAACUCACAGCAAGUUUGACUCCGCAAUGAGCAGCAGCCUCGUGGACUCCAGUAUGCGGCUGCCUCAGCGUUACAAGACUUUCACCUCCAAGACCCAGUACCAGAUGGUACUGGCCACGCUCCACAAACUCAAGGAGAGCGGCUUCUACUGGGCCGCCAUCAACGGGAAGGAGGCCAACGCCAUGCUGGCGGCCGAGGCCACCGGCACUUUCCUCGUCAGGGACAGCUCCGACAACCGACACCUGUUCGCCCUCAGCGUCAAGACGGCGUCGGGAACCAAGAACCUAAGAAUCCAAUGUGACACUUCCUCUUUUUACCUGCAAACAGACCCUAAGAACAUUCACUCUGUUCCCCACUUUGACUGCGUCCUCAAGCUGGUCCACUUCUACAUGCCUCAGAGCAAAGUGAACAGCCGCAGUGGGAAUAUGUACUACAUUUUCUCUGGAGGAGAGAAGAUCCCUCUGGAGCUUGUCAAACCUCUCUCCUGUAGCUUAUCCACCUUGCAGCACUUGUGCAGGAAAACAGUCAAUGGACAUUUGGACAUUUCUACUAAAAGAGACCAACUUCCUCAUCCUCUUAAGGAGUUUCUUCAAGAGUAUGAUGCUCCUAUCUAGAGACGUUUGGCUGAUGCUCUUGAAGGGGCAAAGACUUAAAAGAAACUGGAUGGGAUCCAACACAGCUACGUUCGAAGACACACGCUGUGUCUGAGGAGUAUCAGUGAAGCAGAUUCGAGACCAAGAUCGAGCUUGUGAAAAGGAGCAGUUUAUUGUACUGACAAGAAAAGUGGGCAUCAGUGUCUUCAGGUCCAUGUUUCAGGAAGAGACUCUGGAUCGUGGACUUAUCCACAAAGAGGACCAAGAGAAAGAGAGCACUGCUGUUAUCUGGUGGUGUGAAAGAGAGAAAACCCCGCCGUCCUCCUCUGCCUCACCGAUGACAUACAAAUUACUGAAAACUGAAGUGAGACUCACAGUCAGCUGUCUACAGUCUGAUGACACACAGGUUCCCCCUGCUGCUGCUAACCAAAUGUGCUCCCACACAUCAGCCUCAGAAAAUCAUCAAUCCAUUAAAGCCAGUCCAGCUUUUACUGGUCAGGCUUGCUUUUUUUCUAACCUCCAAUGAUAAAUCUUGGACGCAUUGCACACGUUAUUCUAGUAUCUGUGACUAUGCUGGAAAUCAACAGACAAUGGAAACUUAGAGUGCAAACCAGUGGACACUGAUGGACUUCUGGGUGCAUAUUUGUACAAGUCACAAUGGGAAAACUUUUUUUUUACCUAACUUUUAUAAGAUAUUAUCAGACCAGAAAAUGUGGAAAGAAGUGAUGUUUCUGAUAUUUUGUUUAGAGGAAGGGUUCACGCCAAACUUGCCUGAACUAGAGAGCAGCUUGUUGGAACACCAACAUGACUGAAUCCUAGAGGAUCUUACUUGAGAGAACAGUACCACUGCUUAAUAUGCCUUAAGUGGUGUGGAAAUAAAUAAAUAUAUAUAUAUACAUCGAUAUGCCAAAAGACAUGGUAGUAUUUGUGGCACAGACAGAAUUGCCAUCACUUGCAGAUGAAUGUAUUAAACAUGGUAUCUGUCUUUUCCCAUUAAGGAGAAGAGUCAAAACAUGUCUUAUUUUCAUGAGUUUACAUGAGUGAAGAUGUUUUUGUUCUGUCUUUUAUAAAGAUGUACUUCUGCCAGCCAAACCACUGGCUGUGGAUGCUUGAAGAAAUGUGUUUGACGAAGCAAGUAGACUGAUACGACUUUGCACUUAUUUAUAUUUGUAUGAACAUUUCAUUAAUUUAUAAUAAAAUGGCACUAUUUUUCUAUGAA